Molecule: messenger RNA, 1414 nt
Organism: Aspergillus nidulans FGSC A4
Lineage: Eukaryota; Fungi; Ascomycota; Eurotiomycetes; Eurotiales; Aspergillaceae
Gene: rrp3
Product: RNA-dependent ATPase rrp3
Exons: 2
Coding region: 17-1414 (465 amino acids)
Cellular component (GO): nucleus
Molecular function (GO): ATP binding; ATP hydrolysis activity; RNA helicase activity
Source: RefSeq, a predicted model, not a curated record
UGGUCAUUUAUUCACAAUGUCAGCCUUGAAAAAGCGCAAGAUCACGGAGAAGCAGCCAGAGACUAAUAGCGAUUCUGAAGCCGAGUCCGUCAGCUCUCGCGGAUCUGCCAAGGAUGAAACGCAAACCUCCGGCGAAGAGCCAGCUCCAGCAAAGUCCUUCAAAGAGUUAGGAAUCAUUGACCAACUAUGCGAGGCUUGCGAGAACAUGGGCUACAAGGCACCGACUCCGAUUCAAUCACAGGCGAUUCCGCUUGCCCUUGAGGGCCGUGAUGUGAUUGGCCUCGCGGAAACAGGAAGUGGAAAGACAGCCGCUUUCGCCCUCCCAAUGCUUCAAGCUCUUAUGGAGGCGCCUCAAACACUCUUUGGUCUCGUUCUAGCCCCCACCCGAGAACUCGCAUACCAGAUAUCUCAAGCUUUUGAAACGCUCGGGUCAACAAUCGGAGUUCGCUGCGCCGUCAUCGUCGGCGGCAUGGACAUGGUAGCGCAAUCCAUCGCCCUUGGCAAAAAACCUCAUAUUAUAGUCGCAACCCCAGGUCGAUUACUAGAUCAUCUAGAGAACACAAAGGGCUUCUCCCUCCGAAAUCUCAAGUAUCUCGCCAUCGACGAAGCCGACAGACUUUUGGACAUGGACUUUGGUGAAUCCCUCGACAAGAUCAUUCGAAUCCUCCCCCGCACCCGCCACACCUACCUUUUCUCCGCGACAAUGAGCACCAAAGUCGAAUCCCUCCAGCGUGCCUCUCUUUCCAACCCCGUCCGCGUCUCUGUUUCCAGCAAAUACCAAACCGUCUCAACCCUUCAAUCAUCCUAUAUCUGUAUUCCCCACAAGCACAAGAAUCUCUACCUCGUCUACCUCCUCAACGAAUUUGCGGGUCAGUCCGCAAUCAUCUUCACGACAACUGUUCACGAAACUCAGCGUGUCGCGUUUAUGCUCCGCGCCUUGGGCUUUGGCGCCAUCCCCCUCCACGGCCAAUUGUCCCAAUCUGCUCGUCUUGGUGCCCUAGGCAAGUUCCGCUCUCGCAGUCGCGAUAUUCUCGUUGCCACUGAUGUCGCUGCUCGAGGUCUUGAUAUCCCGUCCGUUGACGUCGUCUUUAACUUUGACCUCCCCAUGGACAGCAAGACAUAUAUUCAUCGUGUUGGACGUACUGCACGUGCAGGGAAGAGUGGAGUAGCAAUUAGCUUCGUCACACAGUAUGACGUUGAAGUUUGGCUUCGUAUCGAGCAUGCGCUGUCCAAAAAACUGCCGGAGUAUCAGGUUGAGAAGGACGAGGUCAUGGUCAUGUCAGAGCGGGUUGCGGAGGCUUCACGGCAGGCUACUAUUGAGAUGAAGAGCUUUGACGAAAAGAAGGGGGCUAGAGGGAAGAAGUUUGGCAAGGGGAAGCGCUCAAGAGAUGAUAUGGAUCAGGAAGAGGGUUAA